Molecule: messenger RNA, 5573 nt
Organism: Elgaria multicarinata webbii
Lineage: Eukaryota; Metazoa; Chordata; Lepidosauria; Squamata; Anguidae
Gene: HMGXB3
Product: HMG-box containing 3
Exons: 20
Coding region: 185-4156 (1323 amino acids)
Source: RefSeq, a predicted model, not a curated record
UCCGGCACGGUGCCUGGUUUAAGGUACACACUCCCGGCGCAAUUACUGGGGCGCCUUCUGUUCUCGGUCGCUAUAAUUUCCUUGCAAGGCGAGAGCGGGGUGACCUGGCCUUGCUCUUAGGCAUGCUCGGGCAGAGGAAUUCCUCUCUGCUGGGAUAUGAGCGUCUCGUCCCGCAUCCUCAAAAAUGGAGGCUGCAUUUGAUGGCAGUGAAGUAACUGUAGUAAUGGAGGAGAUAGAAAGCGCAUACACCUACGCCUCUCCAGUGCCAUCUAAAAAGAAGAAAAAAUAUAGAAGUCCCGGAGAUCAAGGGGAAAAGGCUAAAAAACCCAGAUCUGCGUACCUUCUGUAUUAUUAUGAUAUAUAUCUGAAAGUUCAGCAAGAACUCCCACAUCUUCCCCAGUCUGAAAUUAACAAGAAGAUCAGUGAGAGCUGGAGGCUGCUCAGUGUGGCUGAGAAGAGUUAUUAUCUGGAGAAGGCCAAGUUAGAAAAAGAAGGUCUAGACCCGAACUCAAAGUUGUCUUCCCUGACUGCUGUAGUUCCAGACAUUCCAGGUUUUCGUAAAAUCCUUCCUCGUUCAGAUUACAUAAUUAUUCCUAAAGGCAGUCUCCAGGAGGAGAGAAACAAGCAGCACUUGGAACUCUGUGUGACCCAAGGCCAAACAGCAUCGGAAGGACUAGCAGCUUCUACGAAUGUCACGAGCGUUUCCCACGGUACCGUGCAUAACAUCCUUUCUGUAGACUCCAGCCACAUUGGCAUUUCUGAGCAGUGCAUUGCUAUUGAAGGCAUUUCGGAAGACCCAGCAUCGUUUGUUCAGUCAGACACGAUAGAGGAAGUUGUUGCAUCAGAGAUCUUGUCUCAUUAUGUCAGGCCUGCUGCGCAUAAAGUUGCUGGAGAUGUCCUUGUGGAUGAGCCCCCUUUGGAAGUAGGGGAUAGCUACCCUUAUCAAGCAGCCAGUGUGGUCAUUGAAGAAACCCUGGUUAACAGCUCAGAUGCGUCCAGAGGGGGCAUUACUGUGGCACAACCACAGGCGUCCGAUGGCCUCUCUGUGGUAACGGUGGUGACCAGACGAGAUAGAGAAGAAAGUAAUUCUUCAACACCUACUGCGCAGUUCAUUAUGCUACCUCUGCCAGCCCAUUCUAUACUGGAGAAUCCAGCAUCAAUCAAACUGACUACUACCUAUACCCGCAGAGGACAUGGAAAUUGCUCCAAUCCUGGCUGUUCCUUUACUUACGUGACCAGACACAAGCCACCAAAAUGCCCAGUGUGUGGGAACUUUCUCGGAGGAAAAUGGAUCCCAAAGGAAAAACAGCCAAAAGGCAAAUCUGAGCCAAUUUCCUCUGUGCCUAUAAAAACACUGGGGCCCAAGCGUAGUCAGCAGCCGUUAGCCUUGGGAAAGGCAGUGGCUCAGGACAGUGCCUCAAAGUCGACACUGGAGAGCUCUGAAGCUGUCACCCAGCUUCUGAACGCAGCAGCCCCUGUUGGAGGGCAGGUGCAGGAGACGGAGUGGGAGGAAGUGAUCAUCUCUGAGGCUCACAUCCUUGCAAACAACGUGCAGCCAGAGGAGCAAGGAAAUGUCACUGCGGUCAUUCAGCUUCAAGAGGCCAUUGCGCAGGUAGACCCUCCCUUGGAACCAAAGGAGAGGGAGAAUGAGGGGUUGGAGACACAGCCGUCCGCUGAGAUGGCGAAUGCAGCCAACUUGCUUUCAAGCCCAACCUCUGCCGUGAAACAUCCCACAGGAGGUGAUGCUUUUGUCACUGCACCCAAGGGGCAGGAGCAGAGGAGCAAAGCAAGACCCAAGCCUUCCUUGCUGGCUGCGGCAAGACCCAUGAGGGCAAUUUUGCCUGCCCCUGUCAGCUUGGCGAGAGAAGCCAGUACGGAGCAGCCCUCUUGCAGACAGUCAUUUACAAACAACGAACAAAACUCCCCUGUAAGAAUCUCAGGACUGAAACCUAGUACUCUGAAGCAGCUGGGUCAGUCUCCCCUGCAGCCGCCCAGUGCUGAAGAACACAAGCCCCCUGGCAGCACAAACGGCUCGGCAUCUCAGGUCAAAGUGGUAGAGGUCAAACCGGAUGUAUUCCCCUCUUAUAAGUACAGCUGCACUGUAACCUUGGAUUUGGGGUUGGCAACAUCACGUGGAAGAGGGAAAUGUAAGAACCCUUCCUGCAAUUAUGUAUACACUAACCGGCACAAGCCCAGGAUCUGCCCCAGCUGUGGCUACAACCUUGCCAAAGACAGAGCUGAGAAAACAGCAAAAGCCCUGGAGGUCACCUCUAGCCCUGCACAGGUAUUGAACACCAGUGAGCCUCUAAUCCAUUCCCAAAAAGAGAUACAGCGUCAGUCUACUUUGCAGCUGCUGCGCAAAGCAAUACAGAUCCCAGAAAACGAAUCGGAGCUGGCGGAUGUGUUUGCACUGAUACAUGAACUCAAUAGCUCACGGCUCAUCCUGUCCAACAUGAAUGAGGAGACCGUCACCAUCGAGCAGACCUCUUGGUCAAACUAUUAUGAAUUUCCAUCAUCCCAGUGCCUUCUCUGUAACAGCCCUUUAUUCAAAGGAGGACCAAAUUCUCUUGCGGGCCCUCAGGAGUGCUGGUUGUUGACAGCUAACCGGCUGCAGGUGGUCACAGCUCAGCUCAAGGUGUGUGUCAAUGUGCAGUGCUUAGCCCUCCACAGCUUCAAUGAUAUCUACACUGGUUUGUUUAAUGUGGGUAACAAGCUUUUGGUGAGCCUGGACCUUUUGUUCACAAUCAGAAAUCACAUUAAACUUGGAGAGGAUCCGAAAGUGGCGGUCAGCAGCAUCUUGGAAUCCGUGCAAGAACAGACCGAGAGAAACCUGAGCACAGAGGAGUUAAGUCAGCUUGAGGAGUUGCUGUGCAAUGGCUAUUGGGCCUUUGAAUGCCUCACUGUCCGGGAUUAUAAUGAUAUGAUCUGUGGAGUCUGUGGCAUCGCGCCCAAAGUUGAAAUAGCCCAGAGGAAUGUGGAAAAUGUUUUGUCACUGAAAAAUAUUGAGUUUACCUGGCCAGAAUUCUUGUCAUCUAGUGAGGUAAAUGUGGAAGAUUUCUGGUCCACCAUGGAGACGGAAGUGAUAGAGCAGGUGGCAUUCCCCUCCAGCAUCCCUAUCACAAAGUUUGAUGCCUCUAUCAUAGCUCCCUUCUUCCCACCACUGAUGAGGGGCACUGUGGUUGUGAACACGGAGCGAGAGAAGAACCUCGAAGCACAUAUAAUGCCAGGUAAUGCAAGUGUUCUAGUGAGGCUGAUACAAGAUGAAACCUGUAAAAUGGAGCAAAUUGGUUCAUACAGUGAGGAAGAACUGCAAAAUUUCUUAACUCAGUGCAGCAUUCCCUGGGAAGCAGGGGAGUCAAAGGAGCAGCUCUGUCUCUCUCUUCUGUCUCUCUAUGAUUUUGUACAAAAUGGGACCCAGAUCAGUCAGCCCCCAGCACACUUCACCGGAGGGAAAAUUUACAAAGUGUGUCCGCACCAGGUCUUGUGCGGCUCCAAAUACAUUGUCAGGGGGGAAAGCCCCCGAGACCAUGUGGACCUUCUAGCCUCCUCGCGCCACUGGCCGCCUGUCUAUGUAGCAGAUCUGGCCACUUCUGUGGCAUUGUGCGCAGAUAUCUGCUAUCCUGACUUGACUGUGCAGAUGUGGGGGAGGAACCAGGGUUGCUUCUCUGAUCCCAUGGAGCCGUUACGGUAUGUAUCCUGCCCAGAACUUCUCGACAGGCACUACAGUGUGGAUAUGACCAGCGCUGAGCCUUCCGUUCAGCACCCAGUCACCAAAUCAGCAUCCCGCCAGAUAGUUCACACUGGGACAGAGCAGAGCGCUCAGAGUGAUCCAACAGCUCGGCAUCGUUCCCUCUCCCUUUGCCGGGAACUAGAACCAUAUGAUGCUAUCAUUGCAGCCAUCAACGACAGCAAAACCAAUAAUGCCCGUCAGAGGCCUAUAACCUUUGACAGUGCAACCCACUACUAUCUCUACAAUCGCCUGAUGGAUUUCCUCUCCAGCCGUGAAAUUGUGAACAGGCAGAUCCAUGAGAUUGUUCAGAGCUGCCAGCCUGGUGAAGUCGUGAUCCGGGAUACUCUGUACCGUCUUGGUGUGGCUCAGAUCAAGACAGAAAUGGACGAAGAGGAAGAGGUCCAAGGGGAGGAUGGUGUUGCAUAACUUGCUCUGGGCUUGUCACCAUUUUCCCGUAGGGAUGAGAGUGAGGCUGCAGAUACUCCAGGCUGUUUGUCACGCAGAUGAGCUCCAGUCCCGAAUAACUUUUGACAGCUUUCGUUGACCAAAGAGUCAUGUGCUUCCGUUGAAAUCUGGAUGGGUUUUUUGAUCUGCAGACAACUUGCUAUAAAAUGACAGGUUUCUUCUCCAGGGGGCUGCUCAAAUGCUUAAGCCAGCAGGGAUAAUGUGCUCUAAGGGGGAAACAGUCAGUUUCCGGUGGCCUAAAAUGGCUGGCAAGAGAAAGCAAAUAGAUUUAUAGAAGUUCAUCUAACCUGUUUUUCUUUUUUCUUUAAGUGUGUGCAUUGCCAGGUGUUGGGACCAUAAAUGGAAAGAAGAGCAUAAACCUGUGUGAUGCUUCCCAUGUUAUAUCCUGAAGGGGGUGGCCAUAAUAGCUUGAAGAACAUUUGGAGCCCAGCUGCUGCUAAGUUCUGUUCUGAACAGAUUUGAACUUGCAGACUGACUCCCCCCCCCCCCCGCUUCAUCAGUAUUGAGCGGGUAAGAGCAUAUCUGCUCCUGUGACCCAUACUGCCUCAGCCUGACUCUAUACAUUUAUUUUUAUGGUUGAAAUCCAGAGUGAGCUGUUUUUAAUGGCUAUGUGCAUUAAAAUAAGGAUUGGACUGUGGUAGGUUAUAAUUACCCUGGCUAACAUAGGUGUUACAAAGGUUCUUCAGGGAUUUGUAUGUUUUCAAUAAAGCUACCGGACUAUUGGUCAGGAGAGGAUUUUCAGGCACUUUACUUUAUAUCCUAUCCAUGGACUUAACAGAUGAUUGUCUAUACCUAUGCCUAGCGGCACUGCUAAACAUAUUUGUGCAACAGUAGUUGGAUUCAAUGAACAUAAUCCAACAAGAUAUGUUUUUCCAAUUAUUUCCUCAACUGAAACUUGUUAAGGGAGGCUACAUAACACUGUCCGGGCCCUUUGCAAACCACUAUAUACUCGCCAAUUCCAGCAUUACAAAACUGACAUGGGUGAGUUUCAUGUUGUCAUAUUCCCUCAGCCCUUUCUCCUCAGGAUGUGAUACAUUCAAUAAUGGUGUGUAAACUGCUUGUGUUGUCCACUGAUUUCCAUUCACUCUUGCUCAUACAUAAAUCUGAAAAGUGAAAUGGAUUUCUGCUACAGCUUUCCUGAAAUGUGGGAAAGCGUCAGGUUUCCACUAUGUUUUAUUCAGAUUUGUGGUGUGGACUUAAACUCCCUUCUGUGAAGGAUUCUAGUGUGUACUGUGCUGUAAAAACGAAAAAGAACCCUAUUGAAUUUCUGAGCAAAGCUUAUGAUUUUCUGUUAAAAAUGCUAAUUUAUGGAAGACACUUUUUCAGUCCGUGAUAAACUUUAAUAAAUUAUCUCUUCCAGUGUUGGAGGGUGAAGCUA